Molecule: messenger RNA, 2265 nt
Organism: Necator americanus (New World hookworm)
Lineage: Eukaryota; Metazoa; Nematoda; Chromadorea; Rhabditida; Ancylostomatidae
Exons: 5
Coding region: 1-2265 (754 amino acids)
Molecular function (GO): nucleic acid binding
Source: RefSeq, a predicted model, not a curated record
AUGAUUUCUGGACAACGCAUGAGUGAUAAAAUGCAGCAUGGAAAUCAACUUCACUCCACAGUACAUUACAUGGAAUCUCAUGACUAUGAAGAUCCAUGGGAAUGUCAAUGGAACAUUCAGUCUCAUGAUGUAGAAAAAGAGUUCUGCGGUCUCGAGAAGGAAGAAAAAGCUAAUACAAGUACUGGAAAAGUACUGGAAAACUUCAACAACUCUAUUGCCAGGCGGAAUGUUGGUUAUGUUGUUCGACUUCCCUUUAAGGAAGAUCAUGAAUAUCUUCCAGACAAUAAAAUAUUAGCGCUCCACCGACUGCGAAGCGUGCUUCGCAAAUAUCAACAAGAGCCACAUAUUCUUCAGCAAUAUCAUAGCAUCUUUCAAGAUCAAGCUGCUGAAAAUAUCCUCGAAGAAGUGGACGAGAACAAGGACACAGAAAGGCUCCGAGAUUCUUUACCCUUUCUAGUUCGACAAGCAGAGGAUCAAGAGCUCACGGCUACUUACAUACUCGAAGCACAUAGCAUACUCGUCAGAAAUCACCAGAAGGUACACCUCAAUUCUCAGUACAAGAAGCUGUUGUCAAAAAACCUGAACCUGAAAGAGGAGGAAAACCACGUGUUUAGAGCAUACGGACGUCUUAAUAAAUCCAGUUUAAACAUUAUGGCAAAAAAUCCCAUUCUUAUCGUUCCGAAUACGGAGCUGUGUCGUCUUAUUAUUCUUGAAACGCAUGGACCGUAUCACAACAGUACAGGACGAACAAUAGUAGAAGUUCGACAACAGUACUGGAUUCCACGGCUCCGAGAACAAGUGAAGAAAUGCAUGCGGUCUUGUGUACUCUGUCAAAAAAUGAAUAAUCUGCUAUGUAGAUACCUAGAAAUGGCCGAUCUUUCAUCAAGGAGAGUAACAAAAAGACGCCCGUUUGAAAAUAUAGGACUCGACCACUUCGGCCCUAUAACCGUCCAUGAUGGUCAUAAGGAAACAUGUUGUGUAACUCGCCUCAUCCAUUUGGAGAUCGUAUCCGACGGGACCACUGAGAAGUUUCUCAAUGCAUUUCGUCGAUUCGUAGCUCGUAGAGGAAAACCACACCUAGUUACCUGUGAAAAUGCACCAACCUUUAUAUUGGGAAGUCAAAUCUUGAACGAUUCUCUAACCGAUAUUUCAACCAAUGAAGAAAUAGCAAUCGGAAGACGCAUUUUAACAAUAGAUCAGCUACACAAGUUUCUCGUAGAAAUCGAAGGAUGUCUUAACUCUCUUCGAGAGCAACAUCGCCGAACUAUUGACGGUAAACGAGGAAACGCUAAUGAAGUCCGGGAAGGUGAAAUAGUUCUUUUAACGGACGCUCUACAAAAAAGGAAUCACUGGAAAUUAGCGCGCAUCUCCAAACUAGUACCAAGCGUCGACGGAACAGUGAGAGAAGCAGAAGUGCAGUGUAACAAAAAGACACUUCGGCGCCCUAUCAACCAGCUCAUUCCUCUAGAAAUUCAAGGAAAUGAAAGAGAGUCCCAAGAGAGCGCAAUUUCAGAAGCUCAACAAUUACAAUCUCCACCUUCUAAUAGUCGAUGUAAUCUACGCCCAAGAAAGACGAAACCUCGCUAUACAGAAGAACAACGUCAGCACGACGGUAAUAUCUACGGGUUUACCACAAAAACACCGACAACGUGGCCUACAACACUAUACCUAAAGAUGGCCCUCACCUUGGUUGUCACCUCGUUUGUCAAGGGAAAACACCUGCCAAUCAAGAAGCCAACAACGACUCAGAAUUAUCCACACCCAAACUAUGCCAUAGAAUGCAAAGAACAAGGGUUAUACCUUCAUGCCCUACAGGCAGAAGAAUAUGAAUUAUGUGUUAACAAUUAUUGCGUAAAGGAGAAGUCACCUCCACUACAUAAACUCUUACGCUUACCACCAGAAGAUGUACUUCACGAUUUUGAAGUAAACUGGAAAAUACGCAUAGGAGAUAGUUACAGUACCGUCGAAACGGCUUGUUCAGCACUACCUUUCUGCUCAGCAAUAGACUGUACUAUUAAAAUGGCAUCAAAUAGCACCGACGACAUGUUCACGAAGAAAAGAAAGACUGAGGAACGAAAACUGAUUGAGGAAAUCCGCUACAAACGCUCAUGUAUCAAACUGCCCUCAACGUUUCCAGCUGAAGAAGAAAUUCAGAAGAAAAUCCGUACUUUUCUAAAAGUUAAUGUAAUGCUAACUCGCUCUAAUAAUCUGUCUGAUAUGUUCACUAAACCCGGGGCAAAAGACCUCAACACUUCGCGAGGGUAG